UUCUAUCAUAGUAACCUAUGCAACUUUAUUUCAUCCACCGGUCAUCUAGUUGCUGAUUCAUGAAAAACGUCAUUCAAAUUUAAGUGAAUUGAAAAAGUCUUUGAAAAUGGCGCUAUUACCUCUCGAAUCGAACCCUGAAGUAAUGAACAAGUUUCUUCAUUUGUUGGGUGUUCCCAACAAAUGGAACAUUGUAGAUGUUUACGGAUUAGAGCAAGAUGAUUUAGCCUGCAUUACAAAGCCUGUUUUAGCUUUAAUUCUUCUGUGUCCAAACAAUGAACAAUUCAAUAAACACGCUGAAGAAGAAUCCAUAAAACUAAAAGAGGAAGGUCAAAUUAUCACUCCAGAUUUAUUUUUUGUGAAACAAUCUGUGCCAAAUGUUUGUGGGACAAUCGCUUUGAUACAUUCUAUCGCAAAUAACUCAGAAAAACUAGGUGUAGAGGGACCAUUCAAGCAACUUUUGGAAAAAACCAAAGACCUAACACCUGAAAAACGGGGAGAAUUGUUAUUCAGCUCCGAAGACGGUGAAUCGUUCAAUUUAAUGGCAGCUCAUCAAGAAUUAGCUAAAGAAGGUCAAUCUGAGGUCAACCCAAACGAGCCCACCAAUAAUCAUUUCAUGGCAUUGAUACAAAAAGACGGACAUUUAUAUGAACUCAACGGGAGUAAAGAAUUUCCCAUCAAUCAUGGACCGACAACUGAGGAUACUUUCCUCGAGGAUGCUGCAAACGUUUGCCGUCAAUUUAUUUCAAGAAAUGCCGAAGAUGUCAAUUUUACUGUGAUGGCUUUGACUGCAGCUGAGAAUUGAGGUGCAAGUUUACAUAUCUCGGCAAUUUUUACAUGCAAAAUUUACUGUGGAAAUAUUUGAAUUUUUUAGGCUUAAAGACCAAAAUAUACACACGCAUUUUAUGGCUUUUAUUGUGCCUUGCUUUUCAGUGUGAUAUUUAUUGGCUUACAUAAAUUGUGUAAAACAUGAAUAAACAACAUCUAAAAACACUA
Molecule: messenger RNA, 993 nt
Organism: Tribolium madens (black flour beetle)
Lineage: Eukaryota; Metazoa; Arthropoda; Insecta; Coleoptera; Tenebrionidae
Product: ubiquitin carboxyl-terminal hydrolase-like
Exons: 6
Coding region: 107-802 (231 amino acids)
Biological process (GO): protein deubiquitination; ubiquitin-dependent protein catabolic process
Cellular component (GO): cytoplasm
Molecular function (GO): cysteine-type deubiquitinase activity
Source: RefSeq, a predicted model, not a curated record